GUAUUUAUAACAUUAAGGGCUGAUUUUUCAAGAGCCAGAUAAAACGUCAAGUAGCUAACUGAUCAAUAACUUUAUCUGAUUCUUUAACGAACCAAUAAAGAGUUUCAAUUUUUCAAAGCAUAGUUACCAGUCAGUUUACUACCUGACCUUUUUUUGUGACUAGCUUCACACUACAUCUGUGUGAGCGAGACGCGCUUAUGAACAUUUACAGAUCUAAGAAAGAGACAAACAAUUUUCAACUUAAUGACAGCGGUUGUCACAUUUUAGAGGGAAUCAUAACAUAACCUUAAACUUUGACGACUCGUCUUCGUGUUAAUAUUUAUUUUCCGUUCGAAUUUAUUGUUUGCUUUUUGUGUGUUGUGUGUAAUCAUGGAAAAUAUCGUAAAACGUGAACGUUCCACGAAUUUUAACAAAAGCGAAAUAAGAUUAUUGACUGAAUUGGUGGCAAAACACCGUACUAUAAUUGAAAAUAAGCAGACAGACGCCGUAACCAAUAAAGAAAAGGAAGCAGCGUGGAUAAAAAUCAGUUCAUUAUUUAAUGCGGCUACGGGAUUUACAGCGAGGAGUACCAAGAGCCUGAAGCUUAAAUAUGAAGGCAUAAAAAAGGAAACCAAAAAAACAUUGGCCAAACAUCGGCAAGAGCUGUACAAAACUGGUGGCGGGCCCUCUUCAGCCCCAGAGGUUACAGAUAUACAGGAGAGGGUUAUCGCGAUAUGUUCGAAUAUCAAUGGGCUGGAUGCUCGAAAUGACAGCGACAAAAUUCCAGAACCUUUAGAACUGGAAGAGACUGCUAAAGUUGACCCGCUAUCGUUGCCACUGCAAUCAUUAGAAAAUAAUUUAGUAAUUGUACCAUGUGAUGACGAUAUUCCGUGUACUUUAGAUCAAGAAGAGUUUUGCCCAUAACAGGAUUUAAAGGAGAAAGUUAACAGUGAAAUUGGAAAUGGUAUUUUAAUUUAUUGAAAAAAAAGUACAUAGUAUAAUAGUGUAAUAAAAUAUAAUAGUAAAUUAAUUUGUUUUCAGACAAGGCCUUUGAUGACUUUCAAUCUAUAGAGAUACAGGAUAUGGAAGUGGAUCAAACUGAAAAAGGUAUGUCUUUAUCAAUUUUCCAGUUCAUUUAUUUACAUUGUAUAAAAUAACAUUAAUUAAAACUUAUCAUUAUUUUCAGAGAAUAAGUGGUCUUCAUGGAAGCCAAAGGCUUUAAAACUAAGAUUAGUCCAUACUUGAAAAGUAAUCAAAAAAUUACUAAAGUUGGAGUGACUGCAAAACUGGACCAUUUAACUGAAUCUCGCUUAGAGCUAGUGAAGCUCCAGAAGGAAAUUGCCAUAAAAGAGCAUGAGUUUGUCAAACAGGCACACUUAUUAAAAAUGCAGAACCUGCAUAAUGAUGAAAGAAGGAAGCAGGAAAUGCAUGAAGUACUAUUAAGUAAGCUCCGUACUGGUGUAAAUUAUGGAACAAGUCCUUUAGAAAUAAUAAAUAAAGAUUUAUAAAAUGUU
Helicoverpa armigera (cotton bollworm) is the source of this 1493-nucleotide messenger RNA. RefSeq lists its product as uncharacterized. The transcript is spliced from 3 exons. Lineage: Eukaryota; Metazoa; Arthropoda; Insecta; Lepidoptera; Noctuidae. The record is from RefSeq and is a predicted model, not a curated record. The coding region runs from base 370 to 903 and encodes 177 amino acids.